This is a messenger RNA of Bolinopsis microptera, 3640 nucleotides long. Its product is annotated as CAP-Gly domain-containing linker protein 1-like. The transcript is spliced from 17 exons. Gene Ontology annotation, biological process: cytoplasmic microtubule organization. Gene Ontology annotation, cellular component: nucleus; cell cortex; microtubule plus-end. The record is from RefSeq and is a predicted model, not a curated record. Lineage: Eukaryota; Metazoa; Ctenophora; Tentaculata; Lobata; Bolinopsidae. Gene Ontology annotation, molecular function: microtubule plus-end binding. Bases 1 to 2853 code for a protein of 950 amino acids.
AUGAAAUGUCCGCUGUGUUGCGAGUUUGUGCCCAAUGAGGAGCUGCUACAAGACCACUAUCUGACUACCUGCUCGGGUCUUGCGGAGGAAAGUGAAGAUGAGGUGGUGCUAGAGGGGGGUAACAAGAAGAAGUUUCAGUACAUUUCACCUACUACACCUGAUCAGGAGAUCUACUUCCUCUCUACUUCACUUGAUACUCCACAAGUGACGCUGGUGAAGGUAUCUGACGACUUAUUCCAAUCUAAAGAGGUAGUAGUACCGGAGGGCACAGUGUGUGAGGGUCAGCUGGUGGUGGGGGAGGAUGUGUUAUCUGUUGCUCCUUUUAGCACUGUCGGAACUAUCAUUACACUUCAUGUUACACGUCGUGAGUUUGACACGUGGUCCACACACAGCUCUAAAAGUUCCACAACCAGUGCCGGAGAGAGAGUGAUUCUCAAACACAGUGCAUCAAUGUCCAGCCUCUCAUCUCAAAGUACAGGAGAGAGUAAAGGAAGGAGAAGGCGCACAUUGUCCGACCAGAGUAGCCUGGGAUCUCCUAAACAAGAUCACAUGAUCACACUAUCAUCUGAUUUAAAGGAUCACGUGCUUCCAUCAUCAGAUUCCAGUUCUAGUCAAGUCACAGAAACGAGACACAUCAUGGCUGAGAGGACAAGUAGUAAAGACAGUAUUAAUAAAGCAGCAGGGAACCCUGAUCAUAAGACGGGACCUCGUCGCAAACGUAGACAUAGACGGUUUCAUGCAGACAGCUCAACUAUAAUACAUGAUACAAUAUCGAGUACCAGUAGUGCUGCUACCAGUAGCCCGGCGACUAACAGUGCUAAAGUACUGGACUGCACUCUUGUUAACGACAACACUGUACUUCAGGAGAAAGAGGUUCAAGAUCUAAAGGCAGAGAUAAGUAAACUGAGAAUAGAAAAUAGGAAACAAGCAAAAGAACUGAACACCCUAUCAAAGGUAAUUGACGGACCACUCGGGCCACAAACCGAAGCAGAGAUCGUCAAACGAGAAAACAACGAGCUAAAACAGGAACUGAGCGAGCUUCGUAAGACAAUGUUACGGCAGGAGCAGAACUAUAACAAGAAAAUAGGGAACACAAGACAAGAUCCGGUUGAGGACUGGAAGAAAGGACAGAUAGAUAAGUUACAUCGGCAACUUGCUGAGGCUGAGCAAAGGGCAGAGGAAUGUUUAGCAGACAAGAUGAAGUUUGAGGAGGAAUUGCUGCGAGGAAAAGAGAAGAUUGCUCAACUGAGGGAAACUAGGGACACAUUGAGAACCACAAACGAGAGUAUGAACAGUGAGAUGAAGAAAACAACAGAAAAACUCGAGGCUGAGAUUUCGGAGCUUCACAGCAAGUACCUGGCACAAGGACGGGAGCUGGGGGAAGCAGAGAAGUUGUCCCAAUCAGCGGACAACAUGCGGGGUCUGGUGGAGAGACUGACGAUUGAGAACGAGGAGCUAACACGUCAGAACAACCAGCUCUCCCUUCAAACUUCAGAGUUUGAGAAAAUGAUAGAGAAGUUGAAGAACAAAGUUUCUUCCCUGGAGAUAGAGUUGGAAUACAAGAGGAAAAGAGACGCGGAGGAGGAGGAAAAGAAAUGGAAGAAGAGGGAGGAAGAUGAUGAUUUGGCCUACCUGAAUAGAAGACAGGCGAGGCAGCAUCCUCUAAUUGCUAAAACAGAGGACACAACUUACAAACCAACUGUUCCUGGUCAGCUUAAUUUCAACGACGAAGAUCUGAUGGCAUCCACACCUUACACAAGGAAAUCUGCACCCCUCAACAUGACUGAUCAGAACCGUAAAUCAGAGUUCCUGUCUUCAACUCGUGUUCCGGAGCAUUCAUCAGAUCAGCUGCACCGCAAGACAGACUCGUACAUGAAGGACAGACAGUCAGAUCACGCGGUGGAGAGCACCAGAAGGACGAAAAUUAGCGAGUCUGAGUUCGAUGGGAAGCUCCCAGCCGAGAAUAACCUGCCGUUUGAGAGCAAGUACUCAAAACCAACCUCCUACUCCAAACCAUCAGCAGCUGCUGCUGAAGAAGACGACACAUAUCGAGAGGCACUGGCUAUCGUGGAGAAGUACAAGAAACUCGACCUGAGCGCAGAAAACACAGUUUCUGACGAAAACAACAAGCCCAAACCGUUCAACAACUUAUCCAGUGUGUACGAUAGAAUCAAGGCUGAAUCUGCCGAUAACAGCUCUGACAAAAGGAAAAUCAGUGAGAAGAAGUGGUCUAGUGGAGUGGAGGAGAACAACAACUUGGAGCCCAAUUUGAACAAUAACGACGCUAAACCAUGGAACUCGACAGCCUGGUUACGUCAGCAGGUUCCAGAGACCAACUACGACGGUGCCGUCACCGGAUACAACGGAGGCUCAGGAGCGAGCCCCAACAUCGGAUACACUUCUACCAACGGGUACGGAUCAGAUCAGAUGGAUUAUAUGAGAUCUGGUGGUGGCACAAGGAAGUAUGAUCCCGCCACGAGAUACUCCUACAGUGGCAAGUCUUACGCCCUACCGGAGAAGAAUAAUGCCACCAGUAACAGAGUAAGAAUGCGAGAUAGUGAUGAUGAAGCGGAAAAGGCCGAACCCAGGGCCACCCAACCACCCCAAAACAUAAACGAAGUACAACUGGGAUGUCGAGUGGUGUUCAAGAGAGGGACUGACCUCGAACGGGGCACAGUUCGAUACGCGGGACGAUUGGUCGGCAAGGAUGGUCAAUAUCUGGGUAUAGAGCUUAACACAAACACAGGAAAUCACGAUGGCACCUAUCAAAACCACACCUACUUCAAAUGCAAGCCUAAACGCGGUAUUUUCAUCCCGAUUAAUAAAGUACAGUUGGUUUACCCCUCCGUGUGAACACUCUGCCUGGACACAAAGCCAACCUGGCCUCUACCUAAUACUAAUAUUCUGCACUGAUGGACACGACUGGAUUAAAGAGAUGGUGGUGAGAGAAACGAGACGAUCUGUUCUGUUUUGUAUCUUUGUACAGACUGAGACGACGAUUUGAAAUGUUGUAUCAUAAUAUGAUCUAGAAUUAUUUGUUGUAAGUAGAUUUAAUAUUAUUCUGUACAGAAGGAGUUUGACCAAUGAAAGGACUUCACGAAGGAUCUAUUAUAUAUUGUAAGGAUUAUCUGUUUUAAUACAUUGAUCAGUGAUCACCGAAAAGGACAAAGGUGCUUGUUGAUAUACGUUUUUAUUUUAGGAUAUUUAGAUGCAUUAUUUUGCUUUAAACAACUCUGUCGUAGAACAUAGAAAGUCUAGACAGUAAAAUACGUGAUUUCUCUUAAUUCUAUACUAUACUUUGAAGUAAGUGAAAUCUUAAAAACAAUAUACACACCUUGGCUUGACGUCACCACUAUAUAGGUUUUAACUGCAUCGGGUAUAGGAUUUCUACCUGCCCCAGAACCUCAUGCCCCAGAACCUCGUGCCCCAGAUUUGUAGCUUCAGGACGUUGUGCUACAGUACUUGAACUUCGUGUCUCAAAAUCUCGUGCCCAGGUCUAUUUUUUAUCUUUUGAAGACAAAUGUGUUUAAGUCUAUUUAUGAAGAGUUAAGUCAAUAUUUAUGAAUAUUUACCUUAUUUAAGAAGUUCUGCACUGUAUUUAUUUUGUCAACAAGUUAUACCAGGCAGAUCAUGUUUUACA